AUGGCAAUGUUUGUCGCCUUGGAUUGUCGAAGUUGCAGCAAUAUAGGGUUGUUUAGAGCAUCUUUGCAAGUGCUUGCAAAGAGUCUUGGAGGCGGUACUGGAUCAGACAAGGAGGAACCAGAGCUUAACAUAAGCGAGGGACUGGUUGGAAUUAGAGUGAGAACAAGCUUAGCAUCUGUCUUACAAUUCUCUUGUGGGUUGGGGUGGAGAUCUCCAAAAAAGGCGGUUGGAACACCAACAAAGAAGUUAUUAGCAGAAGAUAUGUCAAGAGAAUCUGAAUCCAGAAGGUCUCCGAGUGUUAUUGCCAGAUUGAUGGGCCUUGAUGGGCUACCACAGCAGCAAUCUUCUCAUAUGCAUCCAAAGAAAUCCUUGGAGAACUAUACGAUGGUAUUGGCAGAGAAAGCUCAAAGAAACAGAGGCUCAUAUGGUCGGCGGUCAUCCAGAAAAAGCUCCAAGAAUGAGCAAGAAUUUAAAGAUGUAUUUGAAGUUUUAGACGCAUCAAAGAUGGAUAGUAGUAGUUACUCAUCAUGUGGAAAUGGACACUCAGAGAUCACAGCAGCUGAGAUUGCAUUCAUUCAGCAGAAAUUUACGGAUGCUAAACGGCUAUUUACUGAUGAAAAACUUCAGAAUUCAAAGGAAUUUCUUGAUGCUACUGAGAAUCUGGACUCCAACAAGGAUCUUUUGCUGAAAUAUCUUCAGCAGCCAGAUUCUUUGUUCACAAAGCAUCUGCAUGAUUUACAAGGUAUCCCUCCACAAUCCCAUUGUGGCCGGACUCACAUACCAGCUAAGAAGUCAUCAUAUCCUGUACACUGUGGGAGUGGUGGCCUAGGCUGUAAUACUGAGAGAGAAAACCCAUUGAAGAAUCAAAGAAAACCUCAUGUUGAUUCUUAUAGCUACUCUUAUAGUAAACUUGAAGCUCAGAAUCCAGUCAAGUUGUCAAAAGUUCAACUGGAUCAGAAAGACGAAUCCGCCAUUCUCCCUACGAGGAUUGUUGUUCUGAAACCAAAUAUCGGCAAAAUGCAGAAUUCUAAUAAAAAUAGUUCAUCAUCUCAAUCUUCUCAUGCAUCACCUUCAGAUUGUAGGAAACACACUGAACCUCCUAGUAUCAAGAACAAGGAGGUGGUGUCAUGGGGAAAGAAAAGUGUUCCUGAUGAUGCAGGGCCCUCAAGGUAUAAGUCUAGAGAAUCUAGGGAAAUUGCAAGGGAAAUCACCAGGAAAAUGAGAAGAAAUUUCAUAAACAGCUCCAUGAAUUUUUCAACUUCUGGUUUUAGAGGCUAUGUCGGGGAUGACAGUUCAACUGAGAAUGAGUCUGCAAAUGAAUCAGAGGAGAAAGCAGUGAAUUCCAGAAAUUCCAUUGAUUGGAGUAACCGAUGCAGACCUUCAUCAUCGUGCUCUAACGAAUCAUCGUUGAACAGAGAGGCCAGGAAGAGACUCUCAGAGAGGUGGAAACUGACUCAUAAGUCUGUGGACAUGGGAAUUGUUAGUCAGAGCAGCACACUAGGUGAAAUGCUUGCUACCCCCAACUUGGGAACAAGGCUAGGAAAUUCAGAUGUCAUGAUCUCUAAAAAAGUAUUCAGUGAUGAAGUUGAUUGCAAUCAUGAAACAGUUAGGUGGGAUGAACCUUUGGGUAUUAGCAGCAGGGAAGGCUGGAAGGAUGUGGGUACUGGGAAUCUUUUGAGAUCAAGAUCUGUGCUUGCUUCAUCUAAUAUUAUCAGAAGUCCUAGAAUAGACAAGCGCCGUGAAAAUGUUUCCCAUGACAGUUAUAUGAUCCCUAGACAAGUGAUCUGGCAGGAAAGAAACAGAACAAUAAAAAGAAAUUUCAGUAAGAGAGAAUGUUCUUCUUCUAGAAAUUCCAGAUCUCGUUCUAAGAAAUCUCACAUGUCUAGCUGCUCGUAUAGAUAUCACGGUGAGACUUCCUUGGAUAUUAAUUUUGGCCAGGAUCAAGUGCAGAGUGACAUUGCAGAAUAUGAUUCACUGGAACAAAUUUGUACAGUUUCAGAGACACCAGCUUCUAUUGUCACAGACACAGGCUUAGUUUUUGAAAAUAUGGUGGAUGUGGUAAUUGAGAACAAAGCCAUGCAAUCUAAGCCUAUGGACCGAGAAUCAUCAACUUAUAUGUUGGUAGAAGGCAAUUCCUCUGCUAGUGAUCAAGUUUCAAGCUCAAAGGAACCAUCAAAUGGGCCAUCUAAGAAAGGUUCAAUUCCCAUGCGGCACCCUGUAGCUGAAGUAGAAACUCCAGCAAGCUCGAAGGAGGCUGAUCAGCCCAGUCCAGUCUCAGUUCUUGAAACUCCUUUUCCAGAUGACCUGUCAUCUGGUUCUGAGUGCUUUGAGGGUCUCAGCGCCGACCUGAAUGGACUUCGGAUGCAGCUUCAACUUCUUAGGUUGGAGUCGGAAGCAUACGAGGAAGGACACAUGCUCAUCUCUGGUGAUGAAGUUGUCGAGGAGGGAUCUGUUGGAUUUACAGAAGCAGCACAAGUAGCUGAGGAGAGCAGUGAAUUUUCCUACAUAGCAGAUGUAUUGGUGGACUCCGGUAUUAAUGAUGUCGACCCUGAUACAUUCCUGAGAACAUUGCACUCCCCAGAAUGCCCAGUCAAACCAUUGAUCUUUGAAGAAGUCGAGAAGAAGUACUGUAAUCAUGCAAGUUGGCCAAGGUCUGAAAGAAGGCUGCUGUUUGACCGUCUAAAUCUUGCUCUUCUGGUGAUUUACCGGCAAUAUGCAAAUUCACACCCUUGGGUAAGGUCUGCAACUAUGAUUCGUCCCAAGUGGAUAAAACAUGGACUCAGGGAUAGGCUGUGCAAAUUGGUUGCUAGCCAUGAUAAGAGAGCUAACGAGGACAUUGCAGCAGAAAAAAUACUGGAAAUGGAAUCGCAGUGGUUGGAUUUGAGGGAGGAAGUUGAUAUUAUAGGUAGGGAAAUUGAGAGGCUACUGACAGAAGAGCUGGUAACAGAGCUAUUUAGUAGCAGUGUAGAGAUGGAUUUUGCACGAGUUCCUUGAGAUAAUUUAGGAGGUAAGAUAUAUAUACUACAGAAAUGUAGGGAAAAAAAUCCAUUAUUAUUAUUA
Molecule: messenger RNA, 3060 nt
Organism: Populus euphratica (Euphrates poplar)
Lineage: Eukaryota; Viridiplantae; Streptophyta; Magnoliopsida; Malpighiales; Salicaceae
Exons: 5
Coding region: 1-2994 (997 amino acids)
Source: RefSeq, a predicted model, not a curated record